This is a messenger RNA of Physcomitrium patens, 1397 nucleotides long. Its product is annotated as calmodulin-like protein 3. The record is from RefSeq and is a predicted model, not a curated record. NCBI's taxonomy places the organism in Eukaryota, Viridiplantae, Streptophyta, Bryopsida, Funariales, Funariaceae. Gene Ontology annotation, molecular function: calcium ion binding.
GCUGACAGGUUGCUUAGGCGGUGAAGCUUUAAUUACCCUUUGUUUAUUUUCGGGGUGCGCCAGCUUUUUCUGUUUUUUCUGUUUUCCGUUUUUUUUCUUUUUGUAGGGUAAUGUUUUGGAGGAGAAGAGAGUGGCACAGAAUAGAGGCGGAUUGUAGAGGUUGUAUUCAGGCUCGGGAGGUGCUGGUGGAGGGGGAGAAGUAGCGGCACGAUGAAGGGUUUUGGGAGUCUUGGGAAGUUGAAGAAGCAGGGAAGUGGGACGGUGGAUCUUAGCGGUAUUGGAACCGGCAAUUGCAACGGCAACUACGGCGGCAAUGGUCCGUCGGUGCUUGUAGAUGUAGCUGUGGCUGACUCUCCGAAGGUUGAGAAAGCAAAGAAGGCGCCCAGGGAUGAGAGUUCUAAGAAGCAAGGUUUAAUGUCAAAAAUUACGAGUAGGGCUAGUUUAAAGUUGAAGAAAACUAAGUCGGGAACUGGUCCGCCUGCAUUGCGCGUCUCCAAGUCCGAGCAGGAGUUGGCGAGAGUUUUCAAAGUCUACGACGCUGACCAUGAUGGAAAAAUUUCGUUAGUGGAACUUAGAGCUGUGCUGACUACUCUUGGCGGUGCUAUUUCAGAGGAGGAGGGUGUCCAACUCAUGAAAGAUAUUGAUACGAAUAAUGAUGGAUUUAUCAGUUUGGCGGAGUUUGUUGCAUUUCACGUAUCUAUCAAGGGUGGAAUUGUCGGUGGCGAUAUUUCUUCCGUAGAUGAUCCCUUGAGAGAUGCAUUUCAAGUGUUCGAUAAGGAUGGAGACAAGCGCAUAUCUGCUGAUGAUCUGCAGUCUGUCCUGGUUAGUCUUGGAGAUAAAGGUCAUUCACUUGAAGAUUGCCGUCAGAUGAUCAACAACGUGGACAAAGAUGGGGAUGGCUAUGUGGACUUUGAAGAAUUUCAAGAAUUAAUGGUUGGCUCAUAGAUAGGAAUUUGCAUAGAAGUCGAAUGAUCCGCGGGUGUUGAUUUUUGACGGCAUGUAGUUCGCUUGUGUGCUAUUGAAAGUUCCGUUUGGACAUUCGCAUGUGCCCAGAUGUAAAGUUCAUUCAUGACAUUUCCUUUCCCUACUCAACCGCUCCCCCGCAUUUUCAGUCCCUGGCGAUCUUCUCGAGGUGAACAGAAUUCUGGGGUUCAUAGAAUGUCAGCGAAUCUGUCUUUUGGAAAAUUUUCAGAACUGCUGUGACAGGAUUGACAAAGUAACUGUCUUCUUCUAGUGAUUGCACCAUAGAGCAAGCGACACGCCCACGGUGCAUACUGUAGCAGACGAUUUCGGCAGAGUAGCAAGAAAUAGCUCUGCAUGUGUAUUUGUAAUUGCUGAAAUGAAGCAGUACUCAAAUAGCCGGUCUCUGGAUUUUGUGCUAUUUUCUUUUCUGAUAA